Molecule: messenger RNA, 474 nt
Organism: Acaulospora colombiana
Lineage: Eukaryota; Fungi; Glomeromycota; Glomeromycetes; Diversisporales; Acaulosporaceae
Source: the annotation of a GenBank genome assembly
AUGCAUAUAACAAGAAACGGGGCCGAGGAUAUAUUUGGCCAAGGAAGGAAGGGCCGGAUAGAGGAAUAUAGCUGCCAUGAAAAUGAUCAGGAUUCCUUCUAUGAGGUUAUAGCGGAAGAUAUAGGUGUUCAAAAUAUAAGCGGAGGCAUAAGCGCCCAGCAGCCAAGAAGACUGAAAAGGCGGAUAGACCGCAUAAUCACGCAAAUGGGCGGGAGAACCCCAAAAUAUGGGUUUAAUAAACUUAUAUGUAAGGGAGAUAAAGAGAUAAGUACAGAAAUUGAGGAGGAGAUUCCAGCACAUGGACAUCAGGCAAGAAAGCGCAAGAGUGUGAGGGUAAACAAGGGAGAGGAGAUCAAAGCGGAGGUGGAAAUAAACACAAAGACAAACAAUGGAGUGUACUUUGCGAUAGAAGGUAUGGAAAACUUGAUGAAGAGAGCUAAAAGGGAACGGGGUCAGCAAAGAUGGAGGAUAUAG